This is a messenger RNA of Zootoca vivipara (common lizard), 3407 nucleotides long. RefSeq names its product tumor protein p63 (gene TP63). Gene Ontology annotation, cellular component: nucleus. Lineage: Eukaryota; Metazoa; Chordata; Lepidosauria; Squamata; Lacertidae. The record is from RefSeq and is a predicted model, not a curated record. Gene Ontology annotation, molecular function: DNA-binding transcription factor activity, RNA polymerase II-specific; protein binding; RNA polymerase II cis-regulatory region sequence-specific DNA binding. Gene Ontology annotation, biological process: regulation of transcription by RNA polymerase II; apoptotic process; protein tetramerization.
CUUGACAGCUUGCAAGCGGGAUCGCCCACGUUACCCCAGAGGGUCUUAUUGGGGGUGGGGGGUAACUGGUGGAAAGGAACAGCACCCUGGAGCCCGAGGAGAGGACAGCCGCGCUGCUUAACCUCACUGCUAACAUGUUGUACCUUGAGAAUAAUGCCCAAUCCCAGUAUAGUGAGCCACAGUAUACAAAUCUGGGGCUCCUCAACAGCAUGGACCAGCAGAUCCAAAAUGGCUCCUCAGCCACAAGCCCGUACAACACGGACCAUGCUCAGAACAGUGUGACUGCGCCCUCCCCUUACGCCCAGCCCAGCUCAACCUUUGACGCCCUCUCGCCCUCGCCGGCCAUCCCCUCCAACACAGACUACCCAGGGCCUCACAGCUUUGACGUCUCAUUUCAACAAUCAAGCACCGCCAAAUCGGCCACAUGGACGUACUCCACCGAACUGAAGAAGUUGUACUGCCAGAUCGCCAAGACGUGUCCCAUUCAGAUCAAGGUGAUGACGCCCCCUCCCCAGGGCGCCGUCAUCCGUGCCAUGCCCGUGUACAAGAAAGCAGAGCACGUCACCGAGGUGGUGAAGCGCUGCCCCAACCACGAGCUCAGCCGGGAAUUCAACGAAGGUCAAAUAGCUCCUCCCAGCCACCUGAUCAGAGUGGAAGGAAACAGCCAUGCUCAGUAUGUUGAGGACCCCAUCACUGGCAGGCAGAGUGUCCUGGUCCCUUAUGAGCCACCGCAGGUCGGCACAGAAUUCACCACUGUCUUGUACAAUUUCAUGUGCAACAGCAGUUGCGUCGGGGGCAUGAACAGGCGUCCGAUUCUUAUCAUCGUGACACUUGAAACCAGAGAUGCCAGCCCUCCCCGUGGCUGUGAGCUAACAGACCCCCCGUUUUCUCCAUCCUCCAGCGGGCAAGUCCUGGGGCGGCGGUGCUUCGAGGCUCGGAUCUGCGCUUGCCCGGGCAGGGACCGCAAAGCCGACGAGGACAGCAUUCGGAAGCAGCAGGUCUCCGACAGCACAAAGAAUGGUGAUGGUACGAAGAGGCCCUUCCGGCAGAGUACACACGGCAUCCAGAUGACUUCGGUCAAAAAACGGCGCACUCCCGAUGACGAGCUGCUAUACCUACCAGUGCGAGGCCGGGAGACGUAUGAGAUGCUGCUGAAGAUCAAGGAGUCUCUGGAACUGAUGCAAUACCUCCCUCAACACACAAUUGAGACGUACCGGCAGCAGCAGCAGCAACAACAACAACACCAGCACCUGUUGCAGAAACAGAACUCCAUCCAGUCCCAGUCUUCCUAUGUGUCCACCUCUCCUCCGCUCGGCAAGAUGAACAGCAUGAACAAGCUGCCCUCUGUCAGCCAGCUCAUCAACCCACAGCAGCGAAAUGCCCUGACCCCCACCUCGAUGCCCGACAGCAUGGGAGCCAACAUUCCAAUGAUGGGGGCCCACAUGGCAAUGGCCGGCGACAUGAACGGGCUCAGCCCAACCCAGACGUUGCCCCCUACCCUCUCCAUGCCGUCGACAUCCCACUGCACCCCGCCACCCCCUUACCCAACAGACUGCAGCAUUGUCAGUUUCUUAGCAAGGCUGGGCUGUUCCUCCUGCGUGGAUUAUUUCACGGCGCAAGGGCUGACCACCAUCUAUCAGAUUGAACACUACUCCAUGGAUGAUCUGGUGAGCCUCAAAAUCCCGGAGCAAUUCCGCCAUGCCAUUUGGAAAGGCAUCAUGGACCACCGGCAGAUCCACGACUUCUCCUCCGCCCCCCACCUCCUGCGUACCCCCGGGGCCGCCUCGGCGGUCAGCGUGGGCCCCAGCGAGACCCGCGGGGAGCGUGUCAUCGACGCCGUGCGCUUCACCCUCCGCCAGACCAUCUCCUUUCCUCCCCGCGACGAGUGGAGCGACUUCAACUUCGACCUGGAUGCCCGCCGCAACAAGCAGCAGCGCAUCAAGGAGGAAGGGGAGUGAGGAACCGGCCUGUGGUUCUCCCUCCGCCCCCCGCCCCACACUGAUGGACCUCUGGGCUGCUCCUGCCUCUCCCUGCUACUCUCAGAUGGUGCGAGGGGCUUGGAGAGGACGGGGGGUUGGCCAGUGCUCUCCAGCGCUAGCUGCACCUGUCCUUCCGAGCUUGCAGCCUCCACGCUUUGCUGGAAGCACAGCUAUUUUGUAUUUUCUCGCAAGCCAUAGCUUUCAUUUGUUGGGGAGGGGUGGGGUGGCCUUUGCGGCUUCUGCUCGACAAGGACUGCAUGUUGUAAGAAGUGGCGGGUGUCUGGAGAAAUGCGGAUUCCCCCAAUUGUGGCACUCGACCCUUUCCACUUCCGCCGAACUGGACCAGCUGCAGUGUGCCCCCGUGUGUGACCAGAUCAAAUAUCCUGUGCAAACUUUUGUAUGGAUCCCUUUCUGUGGGGAUCCCUUUCUCGGGUGCCUUUCAGGGUGCUUGUUUUGAGGUUUUUAAGGGUCCAAUGCCUUUGGUUGGGGAGGCCUCUCAUCUGCGACAGCAUUGCCUAGUGGUUGGAGUUUGAUGAUUUCCAAGUUUGAAUUAUGAUGGCUUACCUAUGCUCUGCAUAGUGGGUUUCCUGCUGGCCAACCUUUCAUUUUAAGUUUUGCUUUUGGGGGUUAGCGGUGGUUUUUUUUGGUGGGGGUAGCCCACUUCCUUCACCCCAGCCAAUUCUUCCUUCAGCAGCAAAUACAAAGAAACUCUUGACCAGGAACCCUUAUCGCCAGGUUCCCUUUGAGAUCGCCAAAUAUACCUGCCCGCCCCCCGUUAUAUUUGGGCUUGCAAAAUCUCCCCUUGAAGCAAGCAUGAUGAUGUAAAUAUGGGGAGAGUUGCCUCUGCGUCAGAUUUCACUUACCAUUUCAAUGAGUGGGUUAUUUGGGCAAGAUCUUGGAUUUUUCUUAACUCCUGACCUGGAUUUCAUGAAUCGCCUAGCCACAUAAAUGCACUCAGGGUGGCUUCUGUGGUUGGAUUCCAGCAGAUCUGCAUUUUCCCUUCUCUCUUUCCUUCCUUUCCCCCCACCUGCCUUUCAGGAAAACUAGCUCCUGAGACAUCUGCUGUAAACUGGCUGCACUAGACAAGGCAUGCUAGAGACCAUGAAUGCCCAAGGGGGCAGAUCUUCCUGGUGUUUUCGUGCCUGUUUUCUAUUCUGUCAUCUCAUUCUACCAUGCAAGAGUCUUUCCCUCAACUACUUUCCCUCUCCUCAACACAUCCCCAGGCUGCAAAUUUCUACUGUAGAAAUUGGAGUUCUUGGUAAAGUCCAGAAGUAAACGAAAAGUUGCAAGAACUCGGGCCAGAAAGGAUAAUUUCAAAAAAUAUUCACAAAGUUUUAUUCAGGAUAACUUCCAGUAAAUAUCAACAUCAGGACAAGGCCCUGUUUCGAUGAUUCUUCAUCAGCUGGAAUGUAAAAGUUAACAUAAAUG